UCGACCAUGGCGCGGGGGCUGCUGUUGCUCAGUCUGGUGGUCCUGGCGCUGGCCUUGGUGGCGGAGAGACGUGCUGCGUUCCGAAAGCGGUUCAAUGCCUCCCGAGAAGUGAAGCCCGUGGACCUGCCUCACUGCCACCUCAUCAAAGGCAUUGAAACUGGUUCUGAAGAUGUGGAGAUACUCCCCCAUGGCCUGGCUUUCCUGAGCUGUGGGAUGAAGUAUCCAGGCCUAAAGUGCUUUGAUCCACAUAAGCCUGGAGAAAUCCUUCUGAUGGACCUGAAUGACAAAAACCCGGAGGCCGUGGCGCUGCCGAUCCAUGGGGACGGGGUGGACUGGACCACACUUAACCCACAUGGGAUCAGCACAUUCACAGAUGAAGAUCACACCGUGUACCUGUUUGUGGUGAACCACCGAGGGCUCACGACCGCCGUGGAGCUGUUUAAGUUUCAAGAAGAAGAAAGAUCCCUUCUGCACCUGAAAACGAUACAACACGAGCUGCUUCCCAAUAUGAACGAUAUCGUUGCUGUGGGACGUGAGCAUUUCUACGCCACCAAUGACCACUACUUCUCUGACCCCUAUCUUCGGUCCUGGGAGAUGUACUUGGGUUUGAAAUGGUCCAAUGUGGUUUACUACAGCCCGAGUGCAGUGCGUGAGGUUGCCGGUGGCUUUGACCUUGCCAAUGGCAUCAACAUUUCACCUGAUGGGAAGUACCUUUACAUGGCUGAAAUGCUGGGUCCUAAGAUUCAUGUCUUUGAAAAACUUGCCAAUGGGAACCUUGUGCCACUGAAGUCCCUUGUUUUUGACACCCUCGUGGAUAACUUGUCUGUGGAUCCCACCACAGGGGAUGUGUGGGUUGGGUGCCAUCCCGACGGCAUGAGACUUUUGUUCUAUGACCCAGAGAAUUUACCUGCAUCAGAGGUGCUCCGCAUCCAGAACAUUCUCUCCUCCAAGCCGACGGUGACCCGGGUUUACGCAGAAGACGGCUCCGUCCUGCAGGGCAGCACCGUGGCCUCGGUUUUCAAAGGGAAGCUGCUGAUAGGCACGGUCUUCCACCGAGCUUUGUACUGCGAGCUCUAGCCAUACCCUCCCCGUGCUAAGGAGCCAGGUCACUGAGGCCGCGGGCCAUCGAGGGGAACGCAUCUGAGCAAUAAAAGACGUGCCCCACCGAA
Molecule: messenger RNA, 1169 nt
Organism: Vombatus ursinus (common wombat)
Lineage: Eukaryota; Metazoa; Chordata; Mammalia; Diprotodontia; Vombatidae
Product: serum paraoxonase/arylesterase 1-like
Exons: 9
Coding region: 7-1077 (356 amino acids)
Cellular component (GO): extracellular region
Molecular function (GO): arylesterase activity
Source: RefSeq, a predicted model, not a curated record